Molecule: messenger RNA, 1308 nt
Organism: Penaeus indicus
Lineage: Eukaryota; Metazoa; Arthropoda; Malacostraca; Decapoda; Penaeidae
Product: collagen alpha-1(XVIII) chain-like
Exons: 4
Coding region: 1-1308 (435 amino acids)
Cellular component (GO): extracellular matrix
Source: RefSeq, a predicted model, not a curated record
AUGGAGGCCCAGGCGUGGGCUUGGCGGCUGUACUUGCUGCUGGUGUGCGUGAGUCUUGCGGCCCCGGCGUGGGCGGCCAGAAGGAGGGGCGGAAGGAAGGGGCGCAAGAAGGCAGAGACAAGGACGCCGCCCACCCCGCCCGCGUCUGCUGCUCGGAACGCGUCCGGGGCUCCCUACGUGGACCAGCUGGACGCUCUGCUGGCGGACCUGGGGGGCGACGCCGCCGCGCUCUUCAAGCGCCAGAGCUGCCCCUACGCCAGGCCGCCGAGUCCGCCGCAGCUGUGCCCUGUCCCCCAGCCGUGCCCGGUCGCGCGCCCGGUUGUCCAGCCGAUCGCGCUGCCGACUGCACGCCCGAUCGUGCUGCCGACUGCACGCCCGAUCGUGGUGCCGACUGCACGCCCGAUCACGCUGCCGGCCCCGCAGUGCCCUUCGUGCCCUCUGCCUCCGCCGUGCCCCGCCUGCCCCUCGCAGCCGGCCGUAUGCCCCCGCGGUCCCGCAGGGCCCCCCGGCGCACCCGGGCCCCCUUGCACCGGCCCCCCAGGUAGGCCCGGCCCCCCCGGCAUCGGCGCGCCGGGCCCUCCGGGGCCGCCCGGCCUCACAGCCAGCUGCAGCGGCGGCGGGUGCGCGGCCGCGACCAGCUGCGGCAACGACAGGUGGUUCAGCGCCAUCAUCCAGAUGGUCCAAAGCAACCGGUGCUGCGGAAACGACUGCCAGGAAGAGGACGAGGAGUGCCCCUGGGACAUCAGCCUGCUGGUCUCCAAGUACCUGGUGGUGAGGGACCAGAUCGACCUGAUCACCAAACUCGACACGCGAAUCGACCUCCUCGUGGCCGCCAUCUUCCGCAUGCGUCUGGCUGUCGAGGGAGCGUACGAGAUGGUGGGCGAGCCCGGGGAGCCCGGCGAGGAGGGCGACCCCGGGGCCAAGGGCGACCGCGGCCCCACCGGCGAGCCGGGACGCUGCCCGGGCUCCAGCUGCCUCGUGGGCCCCGCGGGCGACCCGGGUCCUCCCGGCAGCCCCGGCGACAAGGGCCGGAAGGGCGACUGCUGCUACGGCACGCCCGGGGAGCGAGGGCGCAAGGGCGACGCCGGCCGCGGCAUCCCCGGCGACCGCGGGCCUUCGGGGCUCCGAGGCGACAAGGGAGAGCUCGGCAGAGCCAUGCUGGGCUACGCGGGCGAGUUCGGGCUGGCCGUCGAGACAAGCAGCAGCCUGAGCAGCAGCAGCAGCCUGAGCAGCAGCAGCAGCCUGAGCAGCAGCCGCCUGAGCAGCAGCAGCCUGAGCAGCAGCAGCGGCAGUCUUCUCCGGGGAUGA